CUGAAGGCGUCGGAAACAUUCAACUUCUGGAGUGUACAUUUUCUUUAAUUGUCAGCGGAUGUGAUCAACUACCCGUGGCGAAAUAGACCAUAUCUCACGUGACAGAUACAUUCUCCAUUAUCCGGGGGAUUUCCAAACAUCCUGCAUACAAAAGCACUUGUGCGAGUGAAAAUUAUGUCAUUAGAGAUUUUACGAGACUGGCCAAACCUACCGCGAUGAACCAAUUUUUUUUACUAACUAUUUUCAUUUAUGUGGCACUUGGCGUUGUCCUGGAAGACUCCAGCAUUUUCAAGGAAGACUCGAGCAUUUUCAAAGAAGAAUCGAACAUUUUCAAGGAAGACCCAAGCAUUUUGAACUUCGACGCUUUGAAUGGAAAUGAUUCGACUUCUUUGGACAGGCCAGAUUCUACGUACCAGAUUGAUGAGAGAUUUGCAGGCUCCAGCGGAUUAUUCUUUCUGCAUCUGCUGAAGCACAAGUUAAACAAGUUGCAGUAUUUAGAGAAAAUUGCAACGACCCCAGGUACUCUUCCUAAUUGCAUCUGCGUACCGUACUAUCAGUGUGAUCGCAACAAUAAUAUAAUUCUUGAUGGCUUUGGAAAUAUCGAUAUUCGAUUGCGACCCUGCACUGGGAACCAGGAAGUAUGUUGUUAUUUGAGAAUCGUGACAACAAUGGCAUCAAUGCAAUCAAUGUCAAUGCGACCGACGAUGAUGAUGACAAUGCCAAUGAUGACAAUGCCUCCGAUGACAAUGCCUCCUAUGACUAUGCCUCCAAUGACUAUGCCUCCUAUGACUAUGCCUCCUAUGACUAUUGACUAUGCCUCCGAUGACAAUGCCUCCUAUGACUAUGCCUCCGAUGACAAUGUCUCCAAUGACUAUGCCUCCUAUGACUAUGCCUCCGAUGACAAUGUCUCCAAUGACUAUGCCUCCUAUGACUAG
This is a messenger RNA of Belonocnema kinseyi, 935 nucleotides long. RefSeq lists its product as uncharacterized. Lineage: Eukaryota; Metazoa; Arthropoda; Insecta; Hymenoptera; Cynipidae. The transcript has 4 exons. The record is from RefSeq and is a predicted model, not a curated record. Bases 216 to 935 code for a protein of 239 amino acids.